UCGACCGGUCGAGUGGUGGACCGGUCAUAACGGUCAUGUAGGCUUUUAUAUACAUAGAUAACAAUGAUGAGAAUGAUGGUGGGACCUAACAGUUUGUAUCUUGUGAGAGUAGCAGUAGUUGAAAAGACUGGAAAGGAUAAGGGAAGUAUUUGAAAAUGUGUCAUAUUUGUGAUUAGAGCAUAUUGGACUUUACCUAUCUUCUGAUUCUGGUGGGCCAUCAUUGGCGAGGAAAAGAUUGAGAAUGCUUUGCCAGUUAGUGUUUAUAAGAGGGUUCCUUUAACUAAAGGCAUUCUGUUUGGGGAAGGGAUGAGUGGAGAGUUGUCAUCAAUGGGAGGAUGUAAGACGAAAAAGAUGCAUGUGUUUUGUUUUGGAGUUAAUGCUCCAUUGUGUCUAACUGACUCUUGCCACCACAUGCAUCUUCAGGCACUUUCCUCAUAGUUACUUGAUAUUUGUAUGCAGCCACUUGGAGAUAAAGUAAAGAAGGGGAAAGGGGGGGGGGGAGACAAAGCACAAGGGUAUACAGCAAAUAGGAUAUAUUUGGACAAAAUUUAGGAGCUGGGCCUUCACAGCUUCUUAUUAUGAAAACCUUUCAAAUAUGAUUGAGUAUAUGUGUUAUAUGUUAUUUAUAUACCAGAAAUAUGGAGACUAUCCCUUUAAUGUGCUUCAAUGGAAGAUACUUAGAGUACAUUACAUGGAAAGUUAUUGAACUUUUCUUUGCAGCCAUUUCUGUAUGUUCUGUCAUUGUUAGAAAGCUGGAGUGACCCAUAAUGCCAGCAUUGGCUCCUGCUUAUAAGGCAUUUAAGCAAUGUUGUGUUUCAUCAGAUUGGAAGACAAGUCCUUCUGAUUCCUUUUUUCAAAACUUGGCUCUCACAUGGAGUGCCCUUUAAGCUUCCAGAGUGCAAGGACCUUCUCUGUGUCACUCAUUGCCAUAUGCCCAGAGCCUAGAACAGAGCCUAGCAUGUGGAAGGUGCUGAGUAAAUAUUUGUGAAAUGAACAAAAAUAUAUUGAAAUCUUUUCUUUCCGCUAGUGAAGGUCCCACUCACCAUUAGGGGCAGGAACAUACCCGUCUUACCCUCUCCACAGAGUCCACAGACCAUGAUGAGCCUUUGAAUAUUAGCUGUUUAUUUUAGUUGGUAGUAGUUUAGUUGGGCAAACAUUGUGUACAGCAUGAUACAUUGUGUACGUGAAACAGCAUGAUAAUUUGGAGCUAAAUAAAACAAAGUAAUAGCUAACAUUUAUGUAGGGUUUUAAAUGUGCCAGAUGCUGCCCUAGGCACCUUUACAUGUUAAUUUAUUUAACUCUCACAACAAUUCUUUGAAAUAGGUUCAUUAUAAUCCCAUUUUUCAAAUGAGGAAAUGGAGGCACAGAAAGGUAAUUAGGUCACUUGCCAAAUAUCACAACGCAAGUAGUAAGUAGGGAGACGGGAUAUGAAACCAGGCAGUCUAGCUCUGAGUUGGUGUGGUUUCUCUUCGGAGUUUUACUUUACCAAAGACAGAAGAGACAUCUAAAAGUUGACACUACCUUCUCAGCUGUAAAAGUUCAAGGUAGCAUAAAAGAUUGCCGUGACUCUGAGCUGCAGAAAUAAUGCUGCAUUUUCCAGAGAGCAGAGGUUGAUAAUGAAGUGGUUUAAGAGGACACUGUAUUUUGAAAUGAGAAACUAAAUUUUGAAUCUCAGAACUGAGUGAGGAUUAAAUGUAACUCUUUAGGUAUGGAAUUCUGAAACAGUAAUUCAUCAGGACAUAGAACAGUGACCUUUAUUUAGUGUCAGAAAACUAAUGUGAAAUAAAGUAAUAUUAAAGACACUUGCUAUCUUACUGUUUUUCUCUUUAAAACACUUACUAGAUUUACACGCUAGCAGUAGUAAUUUACCAGAAUGUGAGUGUUAUUGAUGGUUUCCUGUGCAUGUCUGUCCAUUUGCUUUGUUGUGUGAAAUCUUGAUCCAUUUUUUCAGCUUGUCUUGGGCAAUAGAGUACAUUAUUGGGGCCAAGAAGCCUCUUCAAACCAAGUUAUAUUUCUUUGGUGGGAAAAAAAACCACCAUAAAAUUAAUGCUGUUGAUUUGGUAACAAACCUGGAGUGAAGUCAUUUUGAAGCCACGUGGAAUUAGAUGAGAGCCCACAAACAAAAUCCAGCAAGAUGAAGAAAAAUUGUGUUCUCUGAAAGCCCAGUUUUGUAUCCCGUUGUCGGGAGCUGACAAUAUUAUUUUGGGGGUGUUGGGCAUCAACAGAGUCACUGGCUCUAAAUGACUGCACAGGUAGGGGAAUACAUACAUCACCCGACCCAGAGCUGAGGAAUCAGAGGAGCAAGUGCCCUUGAAUGAAGAAGCAUGGGCCACAACCCUGGUUAGCAGCCAGGGAGGACACACGCUCUGCAGGCAUCUUACGUUGGAAACAGCAUAAUUCGACUCCCAUGUUCUCUUUGAGUAUGAGAGAGAAUCCUAGUUUCAGCAUGUCCCCAAUAGAGACCAAAGAACCAGGAGGAGACAUCACAGCUUUCCCAGAUUGGGAGGAAAAAUAUGGAAUGUGUUUUACCGCUGACUGAACACAACCAAAUGAACUGUACUGACAGUAGUUUGAAAACCAGCAGUUAGCAGUUUGUUCAGGCUCUAACAUUGUCCAGCACUUUCCAGAGCAAACUCACUGUUUACAAGAACUCUCGGCCUUACGACGUUUAUAACCUCAAGCCUCGUUUAUUUAAAAUAUUUCUGCAAAGAAAAGUACCCAGAGCCCACUUUCCAAAAUGGCCGUGGAUGGGUAUUUGUGGAUGGUCAUUUUAGGUUUUAUCAUAGCUUUUAUAUUGGCAUUUUCUGUUGGUGCAAAUGAUGUUGCCAAUUCAUUCGGUACUGCUGUGGGCUCCGGUGUAGUGACCUUGAAGCAGGCGUGCAUUUUGGCUUCAAUAUUUGAAACCACGGGCUCAGUGUUAUUGGGAGCCAAAGUUGGAGAGACCAUUCGAAAAGGUAUCAUUGAUGUGAACCUCUACAACGAGACAGUGGAAACACUAAUGGCUGGGGAAGUUAGUGCAAUGGUUGGUUCAGCUGUUUGGCAGCUGAUUGCAUCCUUCCUGAGACUUCCCAUCUCAGGAACUCAUUGCAUUGUUGGUGCAACUAUAGGAUUCUCACUUGUUGCAAUUGGCACCAAAGGUGUGCAGUGGAUGGAGCUGGUCAAGAUUGUUGCUUCUUGGUUUAUAUCUCCACUAUUGUCUGGUUUCAUGUCUGGCGUGCUGUUUGUACUGAUCAGAAUUUUCAUCUUAAAAAAGGAGGACCCUGUUCCCAAUGGCCUCCGGGCCCUGCCGGUGUUCUAUGCUGCUACGAUAGCAAUAAAUGUGUUUUCCAUCAUGUACACGGGAGCACCAGUGCUCGGCCUGGUCCUUCCCAUCUGGGCGAUAGCGCUCAUCUCCUUUGGCGUGGCGCUGUUGUUCGCCAUUUUCGUGUGGUUCUUUGUGUGUCCAUGGAUGCGGAGGAAAAUAGCAGGCAAAUUACGAAAAGAAGGUGCUUUAUCGCGAGUCUCUGAUGAAAGCCUCAAUAAAAUUCAGGAAGCGGAAUCUCCCGUAUUUAAAGAGCUCCCUGGUGCCAGGGCCAGUGACGACAGCACCAUCCCUCUCACGGGGUCGGCUGGGGAGACAUCUGUGGCCCCAGAAGGCACAUCCGUGGUCAACCACCCCCGGGUGGCUUAUGGAAGGGCACUUUCCAUGACUCACGGCUCCACAAAAUCGCCCAUCUCCAAUGGCACAUUCGGCUUUGAUGGCCACACGAGGAGCGACGGCCACGUGUACCACACGGUCCACAAAGACUCGGGGCUCUACAAAGACUUGCUGCACAGAAUCCACACAGACAGGGGCUCCGACGAGAAGCCCGCCCCGGAGAACAACUACAGGUUCCUGCGGCGGAACAACAGCUACACUUGCUACACGGCGGCCAUCUGUGGGAUGCCGGUGCACUCGACCUUCAGAGCUGCUGACCCGUUGCCUGCCCCCGAGGACAGUGAGAAGCUGGUGGGUGACACCGUGUCCUAUUCUAAAAAGAGACUUCGCUACGACAGCUACUCCAGCUACUGCAAUGCGGUAGCCGAGGCUGAGAUAGAGGCAGAGGAGGGAGGUGUGGAGAUGAAGCUGGCGUCUGAGCUGGCAGAUCCUGCCCGGCCUCGAGAGGACCCUGGGGAAGAAGAAAAAGAUGAGAAAGACACAUCCGAGGUCCACCUCCUGUUCCACUUUCUGCAGGUCCUUACUGCCUGCUUUGGAUCCUUUGCACAUGGUGGCAAUGAUGUGAGUAAUGCCAUUGGUCCUCUGGUAGCUUUGUGGCUGAUUUAUGAACAAGGUGGAGUCCUGCAGGAAGCACCUACUCCCAUCUGGCUGCUGCUUUACGGAGGAAUUGGAAUUUGUACGGGGCUCUGGGUUUGGGGAAGAAGAGUGAUCCAGACCAUGGGGAAAGACCUCACUCCAAUCACGCCAUCCAGCGGCUUCACCAUUGAACUGGCCUCCGCGUUCACGGUGGUGAUCGCCUCCAACGUGGGGCUUCCUGUCAGCACCACUCACUGCAAGGUGGGCUCCGUGGUGGCUGUGGGCUGGAUCCGCUCCCGGAAGGCUGUGGACUGGCACCUCUUCCGGAACAUCUUUGUGGCCUGGUUUGUGACUGUCCCCGUGGCUGGGCUAUUCAGUGCUGCUGUCAUGGCUCUCCUUGUGUACGGGAUCCUUCCAUAUGUGUGAUUUGUCUUCUUCCAGCCAGCCAGCGAGGGAGGUUCUGGCAUGGGGAUGUGUGGGAGGCGUGUGCCCACAUUUCUCACACGCACACGCGUCCUGCCCACGCACGGGCUGCCUCCCAGCCAGCUUCUCCACGCCCUGCAGGUGGUUCCAGACCACAGUUCACCUAGGUGGUAGUCAUCCUCCAGAGCUAACUUAACUACUGUACAUAUCAUGUGCAUUAAACUGGUAUCGUGGUGACAUAACAUGGUGCAGUUACUUAUAUAUUAAAUACAUAUUGUAUACAUAGAAUAGGUAGCAUUAUUGCAAAUAUAUCCAAAAUGGGAGUGGAGAGAAUUGCCUAGAAUUCAAUAUUCAACAGAUCUUUGUACAUAGUGAUUUCAGUGGCAAAUUUUGAGAACCUUUUAAAAGGAAAGUGUAGAUUGGAAAAUGCUAUUGUUCCCAUUUAACAUACUGUAAGAUAACUGAGAGAUGUAUGAUACAAAUUUGGGAGGUGUGCGUAUGUUGAAGUGAUAUUGAAUAAUAGUGGAACAGGAGUUCCCAAGUGCUUUCACUGAAGUUUGUUCAUAUACUGUGUAUUGAUUAUGUAAUAUAUCAUAAUUGCUUCUGUAAAUACUUAAAACUGUAAUUUUUUAAUGAUAUGCGCUUCCUAGCUUUUUUGAUCAGAGAAUUUUUGGAGAGUACCAAAGAAGCAGGGGAAUAGUUUGCCAGUAUUAUAUUUUCAUAUUGUUUGUCUCCCCUCCUCAUGAAUCCUACCUUUAGCUUGGGAUGUAGCAAUACUGCCAGGCUCUGGCCUGCCCCAGCAGUGUGUGCGGUGAGGCACCGUCCCCCAUCAUGUACACGUCCCACUUCCGGUUCCCUAUCCCACCCUCUCCCACCACUGCUGCCACAUGCAGGUAUCAGUCAGCCCUGCCAUGGCCGUUCAUUGUCAAUGUAGAGAAUGUACAGAGGACAUGCACUCAAGCACUACAUAUCAAGUCCAGUUCUAAUUUUCACUCCUUUCUCCCCUGCAGCCGCAGGAAUUCUUGUCUCAAACAUUGAGGCAAAUACUUUGACAUUCUAGAAAUUUGGGAGAGGGGCGGUUGAAAUAUCAGAUAAUACACUGGAUUUGAGGAUUUCCUUGAGGCCUUCACUAAGCUGAACAUCUUGAUGCUCACUGUAUCCCAUUGGAUUAUUUUUUGAUAGCGGGAGGAAGUAUGACUAAUGUUAGAGCCUGAAACUGAAAAUGCUGCUAAAAUUUUUAUAUUGACAGACAUUUUCUCGGUACUUCAUUGUGAUUUUUCAUUAAUCAACCAUAUUAAAUUUAUAAUAAAAAAUGCCCCUCAAGUUUGCCUCUGAAGUUUCUUUCUAAAUAUCUAUGUAAUGUUUUUUUUGUCCAGAGUUUCCACAAAAAUAAAAGCUAUAUAAUUUGGUUA
Molecule: messenger RNA, 6108 nt
Organism: Myotis brandtii (Brandt's bat)
Lineage: Eukaryota; Metazoa; Chordata; Mammalia; Chiroptera; Vespertilionidae
Gene: SLC20A2
Product: solute carrier family 20 (phosphate transporter), member 2
Exons: 12
Coding region: 2738-4699 (653 amino acids)
Biological process (GO): phosphate ion transmembrane transport
Cellular component (GO): membrane
Molecular function (GO): phosphate transmembrane transporter activity
Source: RefSeq, a predicted model, not a curated record